Molecule: messenger RNA, 3704 nt
Organism: Pararge aegeria (speckled wood butterfly)
Lineage: Eukaryota; Metazoa; Arthropoda; Insecta; Lepidoptera; Nymphalidae
Gene: Pkn
Product: serine/threonine-protein kinase N
Exons: 2
Coding region: 248-3328 (1026 amino acids)
Biological process (GO): protein phosphorylation; signal transduction
Molecular function (GO): small GTPase binding; protein serine/threonine kinase activity; ATP binding
Source: RefSeq, a predicted model, not a curated record
CACUUGAUCGUCUCUUGGUUUCGUUGACCGAACAACUUGUUUAUAAAUUGUUUUCUAAUUUAAUUUAAAGAAAUAAGUUUAUUUCUAUGUUUAUACAACAUGGUUUCUUAUAAAAUUGCAAAAAGUAUUUAUACUAUAGUUAGCUACCUAGGCGCCUACGAGUUGUGAUUAUAAAGCAAUAGUAGUGAUAUUUUCUCACAUAAUUAUGGUUAACUGACGUUAUAGUUAAGACUGUGCAUCCUCAAUUAUGGCAGACCCAGGUUAUUACCACAGUGAUUAUAUUCGAUUCGGUGUCAAGUAUGGAGUUAAGACGGAGUGUAUUCCAGAAAUAGCUUUGCCGUCUAAGUUGGAAGAACUCAAGGAUGUCAUACGUAGGGAGAUACGUAAAGAACUCAAAAUAAAGGAAGGCGCGGAGAAGUUACGCGAAGUCGCCACCGAUCGAAAAUCUCUAUCUCAUGUAGCGUAUAUUGUCAAAAAUGCUAAUAUAAAGCUUAACGAGCUGAAGUCUGACUUGCAAGAGUUGGAAUCGCAACUUCUUUUGUCACGCGGUCAGUCGACACCGACGUCGCCGGAAGACUUGUCUUACGAUGAAGAGAUCAUACUGGCCUCGGAAGCAGCGCAACAACAGCGUCAACUGGGAGAAGGUACGACUGAUCGGAAGUUGGCUACGUUAGAAAAACAAUUGAAUAUAGAGUUAAAGGUGAAACAAGGGGCCGAAAAUAUGAUACAGAGCAUUAGUAGUAGCAACCAACGUGAUAAAAAGCUCCUCGCUGAGGCACAUCAGAUGCUCGCCGAUUCAAAGGAUAAGAUUGAAUAUCUCAAGUUGCGUAUUUCAAAGUUGAGUAAGCAACAAAAGGGUGAUAAUGCAAGUGCAAAUGGAGAUGGGAGAAGUACAGACAUAGGUGGAGUUGAACCUCUGCUUGAUGAGAGGAUUGCAGAACUACGAAACCGCUUACGCAUAGAGGCAGCUGUGGUUGAAGGAUCUAAAAAUGCCAUAAGACUUUUACAGAGUGACAAGAAGGUAACUGAUAAGAAAGCUCUUCAAGAAGCCCAGGCUAGCUUGCAUGAAUCCACUCAAAAGUUAGAUUUGCUUCGUAGGUCCUUAGAUAUGCGCCGCCAAGAGCUACCUGCUGAAAGUGCUGCAUUUAUUGAAUUAGGACAUGAAUUACGUAGCACUGGCUCUAGUCCUGGGUACAUCAGUUUGUCAGGUGCAGGUGGACCAAGAAGCCAAUUCAUGUCCCCAGCUCCAAUGAUCAGUCCAUGUGUGCAAGUGACAGGUACAUUGGAGGUUAGAUUGAUGGGUUGUCAAGAUCUAUUGGAGGAUGUGCCAGGACGUAGUCGUAGGGACCCACUAGCUAGUCCUUCAGACUUAAAAUCCUUUGUCAAAGGAGUCACAAUACGUAACUCAAUUAAAUAUACCUACAGCAUUAAAGAGGACACAAGCAAUGAAAUCAUGGCAGUGAUGAAGUUGGACAACCAUACUGUGGCUCAAACCAGUUGGAGACCUUGCUCUCAGCAGGCCUGGGAUCAAAGAUUUACCAUCAAGCUGGACAAGUCCAGAGAACUGGAAAUUGGUAUUCAUUGGAAGGAUUGGCGUGGGCUGUGUGCUGUAAAAUUUUUGCGUUUGGAAGAAUUUAUUGAUGACAUCAGACACGGCAUGGCAUUGGAACUCGAACCUAAGGGGGUUUUAUUUGCUGAAAUCAAAUUUUUAAAUCCAAUUAUUUCCAGAAAACCUAAACUACAAAGGCAGCGUAAAAUCUUCAAACAGCAAGGCAAGAAUAUACCGAGACAUGAUAUGCGCAUACCUGCUGUUGUGAUUGGCAGACUUCUGAAAGGAUCCUCACCUUCUAUACAGAAUAUAUCUCAUAUUCAAUCACAUCAGCAUGCAUUUGAACCUAGUAUUGACAACAAAGAUAUUGAAAAUCCUCAUGCUACACUUGUCGGAAUGGCUGCAGUGCGACCACUGGGUCUGCCGACUACUCCACAGACGCCUAUUACUCCACCACCAAAACCAACGUUGCCUUUACAGCCACCUCCUAAUGUAUCUACCCUCAGAAUGGAAAAGGAAUUACAAGAAGCGUUUGCCUUCCUAGAAGAUUCUUAUACCAGAGACUCGUAUAUCUCAAAAGAACCACAAACUUCUUCAUGCAACACACCUCUUGUUGAGUACCCCCCAUCGCCAUCACCAAAAUUAGUUCUCGAAUUUCCAAGCAAUGAAGAUCAAAUAAUAGAGGUAACAAGUAACAUGCGUAUUUCAUCAUCACGUUCUUCGUCAGUUAUAGAAACACUGGGUAAGGACUUUGAUUCUAGGAGGCAAUCAGGGGACAUGUCUAUGACGAGCUUUAGACUUUUGAGUGUUUUAGGAAGAGGUCAUUUUGGAAAAGUAAUAUUAGCUCAGUAUAAACCUACUAAUGAAUAUUUUGCGAUAAAAGCUUUAAAGAAAGGUGAUAUAAUUGCCAGAGACGAAGUUGAUUCUUUACUGUCUGAAAAGCGUAUUUUUGAGGUAGCCAACGCAAUCAGACACCCAUUUUUAGUUAAUCUAUUUGCAUGUUUUCAAACUGACCAACAUGUGUGUUUUGUGAUGGAAUAUGCAGCUGGAGGUGAUCUUAUGAUGCACAUACACGCAGAUGUGUUCACAGAACCCAGGGCAGUAUUUUAUGCAGCUUGUGUAGUAUUAGGUUUACAGUAUUUACAUGAAAAUAAUAUAAUUUAUAGAGAUUUAAAACUAGAUAACCUGCUCCUUGAUACUGAAGGAUAUGUAAAAAUUGCCGAUUUUGGUCUAUGCAAAGAAGGAAUGGGUUGGGGAGACCGCACUGGUACGUUUUGUGGCACUCCAGAGUUCCUUGCUCCAGAAGUUUUAACUGAAACUUCAUAUACUAGAGCUGUUGACUGGUGGGGCCUUGGAGUUUUAAUAUUUGAAAUGUUAGUGGGAGAGUCCCCAUUCCCAGGUGAAGAUGAAGGUGAAGUGUUUGACUCCAUUGUGAAUGAUGAAGUUCGCUAUCCUAGAACUUUAUCCCUAGAAGCCAUUGCCCUGAUGCGUAGAUUACUAAGAAAAAAUCCAGAACGACGCUUAGGGUCCUCUGAAAGAGAUGCAGAAGAUGUGAAAAAACAAGCAUUCUUUCGCAAUGUUGACUGGGAGCAAUUACUACUUCGUAAAGUCAAACCACCAUUUGUGCCAACAAUUAAUAACCUUGAAGAUGUCAGUAACUUUGACAGUGAAUUUACUUCAGAAGCGGCAGUAUUGACUCCACCUAAAGAGCCUCGUCCUCUCAGCAAUGCAGACCAUAAACUCUUUACAGACUUCACAUACAUGGCAGAUUGGUGCUAGGAAAAAAUAAUUCAAUACGUUUAUUAUAUUAAAAGAAGGUAGAAUAAUUCUUAAUCAUAAAAACCCCAUUGCCUUAAAUGUGUGAGUGAAAAAAUCUGUAUUUUGAUAUAUUAAUCUUAACUAUACAGAAGGGUAUCUAAUGUAGAUAUACCAUGUUAACUUGUAUUUAAUGCAGUUGAAUGCAAUAUUUUAUAAUAAAUUGUGUAAUUUAGUAUCGUAAGUUUUAAAUAGCCCUAAUCUUUAUUUUUUUAAAAACAUUGUGUUACAGAUAUAUAUAUUAUGUAGUUAUGAAAUGAUUAACGUAGAAAUUAAAUAUUUUAAGUAAAAGCGUGUCAAAUAAAUCAUUGUUUUCAGUCAAUUCUUUACUUAUCAGUGA